Molecule: messenger RNA, 966 nt
Organism: Phascolarctos cinereus (koala)
Lineage: Eukaryota; Metazoa; Chordata; Mammalia; Diprotodontia; Phascolarctidae
Cellular component (GO): keratin filament
Source: RefSeq, a predicted model, not a curated record
AUGGCAGAAACCUGCUUUUCUGGGCCCUGUGGUCCCAUGUCCUCAGCUGUCUCCAUCUGCUCCAGUGACAGGAGCUGUGACAGCAACGUCUGCCUGCCCGGUUCGUGCACAGGCUCCUCCUGGCAGCUGGACGACUGCCCUGAGAGCUGUUGUGAACCCAGCUGCUGUGGCCCCUCCUGCUGCCCAAACCCCUGCUGCACGCCAACCUCCUGCCUGACCCUGCUGUGCCUCCCAGUCUGCUGUGUGCCCGCCACCUGCCAGAGAGCCUGUGAACCCAGCCCCUGCCAGUCUGUCUGCACCUCCUCCUGCUCACCAUCAGGUUACCAGCAGUCCUGCUGCCAAGACCCUAGCUGCUCUGCCUCCCCCUGCUCAGUGCAGUCCUGCUACUGUGUCCCUCUGUGCUGCAAGCCCAGCUGCUGUGUGACCACAGCCUGUUGUCCAGCCUCCUCCUGCUGCCAGCCUAGCUGCUGCCACCCUGCCUCCUCUGUGUCCCUCAUCUGCAGGCCCGUGUGCAACCCAGCUGCCUGCUGUGUGCCUCUCUCCUGCAGACCCUCCUGCUGCACCACUACUGGCUGCCAGCCAGCCUGCUCCGUGCCUGUCUGCUGCAAGCCCAUCUGCUGUGUGCGUCCCUGCUGCCGCCCAGCCUCCUGUGUGGCCCUGCUCUGCCGCCCAGCGGGCACCGUGGUGACCGGCUGCCAGGCACUCUGUGGAGCUGGCAGCGGCUCCCCCUCAUGCUGUGUGUCCAGCCCCUGCCAGUCCACCUGCUGCCAGGCUGGUCCCUGUCAGACCACCUGCUCCCAGGAUAGCCCUUGCCUGUCCACCUGCUGCACACCAGUCUGCUAUAAACCUGCUAUCUGUGUACCCAUAUGCUACAAGACUGUGACCUAUGUCAUCCCAUCCUGCUGCCAGCCAGCCUCCUGCACCUCCCUGCUAUGUGGACCCUCCUGCACCCCCUCCUGCUGCUGA